Molecule: messenger RNA, 4005 nt
Organism: Solanum tuberosum (potato)
Lineage: Eukaryota; Viridiplantae; Streptophyta; Magnoliopsida; Solanales; Solanaceae
Product: U11/U12 small nuclear ribonucleoprotein 48 kDa protein
Exons: 4
Coding region: 54-2219 (721 amino acids)
Source: RefSeq, a predicted model, not a curated record
ACAUACACAAUAUACUUAGUUCGUCAACACGUCGGCCGAGCAUUAAGGACGAAAUGAAUCCAUUUCCUCCGCCGCCCCCGCUACCACUGCCACCGGUCUCCGCCUUUCCCCCGCCACCGCUACCACUGCCACCGGCCUCCGCCUUUCCCCUGCCAUCGCCACCACCUUACUUCCACCACCCUACUCCAACCAGUGCUCUGGCAUAUGAUCUUCCUGGUGCUCUCUCAUCCCUUACAUCUCUCCUCAACCUCUCUUCAACUACUCUCAACUCUCUCUCCUCUCUUCUUCCUAUACCCCUUGUUCCUCCCUCUCCUUCUCCAGCUCUAAUCCCAUGCCCUUUCAAUCCCAACCAUCGUCUUCCCCUUUCUUCCCUCUUCUCUCACUCUCUUCAUUGCCCACCCAUUUCCUCUUCAUCCGCCGAUUACAUUCAAACCCUAAUACAACACCUCAAAUACCCCCAUACCCUUCACUCAUCCAAUCCCUUUACCUUACCCUUGCUUGAAUCACAGUCUGACCUUUGCUUCUCUCUUGAAACAUACCUCGAUUUUGAAAAUCCCACUUUCUGUUAUUCUAAUUGUCCUGGUGUUGUUUCUUUUCCUAUUAGGGGAGAAAAUGCCAAUCCUCCAAUGCUCACUUUGCUUGCUGUUUUAUCUUCCGAAUGUGCUAAUUUUGGUCAAAAUUUGAUGGGGUUUCCGAAAGAAAUUGUUAGUCAGCUUCUUCCUUCGGAGGUUUAUGCAAUUAGGAAUGAAACGGAUCAUUGGAAUGAGUUUCCUUUUAUGUAUUCAUAUCGUGUUCUUCGUGCGAUUUUAGGAUUAGGGAUGAGUAGUGUGGAGUGUUUAUCUACGUGGGUAGUUGCUAAUUCAGCUAGGUAUUAUAGUGUUGUACUUGAUUUAGCAAUGAGGGAUCAUAUACUUGUACUGUUUAAGCUUUGUUUGAAGGCUAUAGUUAGGGAAUCUAAUGAUUUAGCUAGUACAUUUUGCAAUGGAGAAGCUGAGGAAUCAGUUUUGAGUAAUCGGAGUUUUAAGUGUCCUGUCUUAGUUCAAGUCUUCGUGUGGUUGGGAACCCAGCUUUCUGUAUUAUAUGGAGAAAUGAAUGGGAAGUUGUUUGCGAUCAACAUGCUAAAGCAAUGUAUCUGUGACUGUGCAUUUAGUUCUUGUAUGUUCAAUGAAUCUACUGAUAUGAAAAGUGGGGAUGACAAUCUUCAAGAGCCACAGGAAAGUGGUGAACCACUUAAAAGAAGAAUGGAGAAUGAGGGAACAAAUGUAAUGGAUGAAACACUCUCUAAAAGCGCAAUUUUUGUUUCCCAAGUAGCAGCAGCUGUUGCAGCAUUGUAUGAACGAUCCAUGCUUGAAGAAAAGCUCAAAGCACUAAGGAGUUUACCAUCACUUCCAGCUUACCAACGAUCGAUGGAGCACACUUAUAUUUCAAAUAAAGCAGAUGAGGAACGGCAAAAACGCCCUAAUUACAAACCCCUGCUUGAACAUGAUGGACUUCUGUGGCAGCGUUCGCGAAAUAAUCAGGACACAGAUAGGACAAAGACUAGAGAGGAAUUAUUAGCUGAGGAAAGGGAUUACAAACGUAGAAGAAUGUCGUAUCGCGGGAAAAAGUUGAAGCGGUCAACAACACAGGUUAUGAGGGACAUAAUUGAGGAAUACAUGGAGGAAAUCAGGCAAGCAGAUCCCAUCAAUUGCCCAACAAAAGGAGCUGAAGGGACCAAAUUUCCGCCGUCCGCAUCCUACAGGGUGGAUAAUAAUAAUUAUAAGGAUAAAGCUGAGUCUGGAAAGAGGCAGCCAGAUUCGUCUGCUUUAAGCAAAGUAAGGGAGGGUGGUUAUAGGGAAGAGUUUCAUACUGAUGGAGAAGUCAAUUCAACAGAUUGCAAAGAUGAUUAUUCUGAAAAUAUGGAAAAAGCAUCUCAGUGGCAUCAUCGACAUUUAGUGGCCCAGAGAAGUAAUGGGAGGUCCAGACAGGACAAAAAAGAUUACUCUAGAAGCCCAAAUCAGCGAGUUGGUCGUGCAUAUUCACGUGAGAAAUCGAUCAGCAAAGAGAAGAGAGACUAUUCAAAUGAUUCUAGAUUAAAUUUUUCCAGAAGGUACCACAAAUCAAUUGAGGAGAGUAGUCCACAUAGGGAGAGAGGUGAUCGUCAUUUUGACUUCAAGAAACGGAAGGCAAGGGAUGCUUCUGAUGAUUUUGAAGACCGAUAUGAUCCUUCAGGACCUUAGAAAAACUGUGACAAAAUGUCCCACUAUUGCAGCUAAUUCUCUUUUUGUCAGGUUAAUCUGGCUAUGUGUUGAUAUUGGAAUGGCAUCUAAAUCAGAAUUUAUUAUGAUUGGUCUCAUCAGAAAAGAAUUUCCUGUGACUGGUGCCUUUUGUGGUCUACCGGUCAAAUUGGCUAGGUAAAGCAGCUAUGGGUUUGACUAACCUAAAUACUUAAAUUUAUUUUGCUUUUUCAGGAAAGACUGAAUUCAUAUUGCUGGUUGAUUUUUUCCUUAAAACCUUGCAGUAGGAAGUCAUGCAGGUGUCCGCAGUUUAUGCACUUCUGUAUCCUUCCAUGUAUCCUUUAUAUUGAUUUUUCUUGGCAUUGUCUUAAGAUUUAUUGUUCUCCGCCUUUUUUCCCUAUCCAAAGAAAUAAUUUGCAAGUGGCGUAGGGUAUGGCUAAAACCUCAGUGAUAAUGUUCUUCAUGUGCACAUCAUAUAUAUAGUAAGUUGUUCUUUACCGUAGUGCUGGGUAUAACUUGACCUGAAAUGUAAACAUUUGUUGCUGAGUUCCUUUUUAUUGUUGGAACAGAUAUUGUUGCACAGAUCUAAUGCUAAAUCCUUUUGGUUUGUUGGUUGUGCUUCAAUGUACAAGUGUAAACACAAGUUAUUAAAGUAAGAUUUGCUUAGUUACAUUCUUGGUUCACUGUUGGGUGAAGUAUCUGGUUCUAAGGGACUCAAAACUUAAUUAGCUUUAGGCAUGUUGAAGGCGACAUUCCAGUUAUGAGAUUUGCUUGUAUAACUGUACAUUACUAUACAGGAAUAGUGUGUAGUAUUAUGGUAGCAAUAGUUUUUCACUUACAUAUAGGUAGUAUCAUGUAUGUUAGUCAUAUUACAGAGGACAUACCUGGUAGAAGAGUGCUUGAUGCAGCUUCAGGUGUUGGCCUUUUGAGUUGCAAUCUAAUUGUUUCUGUACUUCCCACAGCGGAUAUUGAAAGUGGGCAGCUCAUCUGCACUCAGAAGGUGCAAGAGCCACACCAAAAGAUUGGAUUCCUGUAGUAGUAGUCAAUAAUAAUAGAGCUGAAUCCUUGAGCACUUUAAGCACAUCUCCAAUCAGUUUGAUUGUUUUAGACAAGUCUUAUAGGGAUUCUUAAGGUGGCAACUAUAACAAAAUCUUGAUGCCUAGAGGUACCUGAAUUGUGCCAGUUAGGAGAAACUUGUUAUUUUGCUAAAGGAAUUUAUUUCUCCCCGUGAAUGAGAAAGUAUCUGAUGAUGAGCUUCUAGACUGACAUGAAAGGUCAUAUACAAGAUAAAACAAAAUUUUAUUUUAGAAAGUUAAACUUAGUAUACAUGCUAGGUUCACAUCUGGAUAAGGUAUCAAGUUCUUGGUCCCUCCGUUGACUCCGCAUAUGCAUGUUGAAGAUGACAUUUGAUAUUAUACAGGAAUAAGACAUUAGUUUUAUGGUAGCAAUCUUUAACUAAAUGCAUAUUGGUAAGUAUCAUCAUGUGCAUUAGAUAUAUUGCAGAACAUAUACAGUUGAUGCUGCUUCAGGUGUUCAAUUUUUCAGUUUGCAGUCUAAUUGUUUUUGUGGUUUUAAUUGCAGACUUAGAAAGUGAGGCAGGUCACAAUAAAGAUGUCCAUACAAAUACCCAUGUGAAGCAUUAGGAUCUUGACGGUCUCCUAAUUAGGCAACUAGUGUUGUAUACUUUUAAUGCCUUUAUAUACACUGAAUUGCUUUGAUAUGUAUCUACAAAGUUUGUGCUGACCUACAUACAAUAUUGAAUAUACUAUGAAUAUGGUGAUAACUGGUA